This is a messenger RNA of Ilex paraguariensis (yerba mate), 1230 nucleotides long. Lineage: Eukaryota; Viridiplantae; Streptophyta; Magnoliopsida; Aquifoliales; Aquifoliaceae. The record is from the annotation of a GenBank genome assembly.
AUGGAGUCCGCACUUACAAACCCACUGUUCCCAAAAACUCAGUCUGUUCAAUCACCUCACAAUCUCGGAUUAGUUCAAAAAUUCCCUUCAAACCCCAAUUCAGUCCUUGUUCUUCACUCUUCCUCAAAUUACUCCGGUGUGUGCAUGUGCUUUGUUGAUGAAACAGUCAAACCAUUGCCACCGCCCUCCCAAAACCCAGACCUCAUUUCCGACACUGACCCAGUUUCAACCACAGAGCACCGGAGAGUGGUGCGGCUGGCCUGGGAGAAGCUGGUCCGGUGGUCACGUUCUUGGCAGUCCAAGGCUGCCACGAACGACGUCCUUGGCCGCACUAACAAAGUGGUUGUGCUUGGAGGGGGAUCUUUUGGGACAGCAAUGGCUGCUCAUGUUGCUAAUAGAAAGGCUCAGCUAGAAGUUAGCAUGCUUGUGCGAGAUCCUCAAAUAUGUCAGUCUAUUAACGAAAAGCACUGUAACUGUAAGUAUUUCCCAGAACACAUACUGCCAGAAAAUGUGACUGCAACAGCUGAUGCCAAAGCUGCUCUGCUGGGUGCAGAUUUUUGCCUCCAUGCCAUACCUGUCCAGUUCAGCUCGUCAUUCCUCAAGGGUAUUGCAGAUUGUGUUGACCCAAGCUGGCCUUUCAUAUCUCUCAGCAAAGGUUUAGAGCUUGAUACUUUAAGAAUGAUGUCUCAAAUAAUUCCCCAAUCUCUGAGAAAUCCUUGCCAGCCUGAUACACACUGGGAUGAAAAUAGACUUAGCAACGCAGAUAAAGGCAAAAAAAUGGCAAUGGUCGUGGCAUCAAAGGACAAACAAAUGGCAAAUGCAGUUCAGCAACUUCUAGCUUCUAAAAAUCUGAGAAUCAGCACAUCAAGUGAUGUUACUGGGGUGGAAAUUGCGGGUGCUUUAAAGAAUGUACUUGCAAUAGCAGCAGGAAUUGUGGAAGGAAUGAACCUUGGUAACAAUUCCAUGGCAGCUCUGGUUGCACAAGUACAUUGGUACAUUAGGAGACAUUUGUGCUACAAUGUAGUUUUGGAUUAUAAUAUUCGUAUGGAAAUUGAAUACCUUAUUCUGGGUGUCUUUUUUCCCCCAAUGAAGAUGGGUGCAAAGUGGGCUACAAUGACUGGCUUAGCAGGAUAUGGAGACAUUAGGCUCACAUGUUUUGUGAAUCUUUCAAGAAACAGAACAGUUGGAGUUCGACUUGGAUCAGGGGAGAAACUAGAUGAUAUACUAUGA